CAAAAUGAUCACAGGUAGAGGCAUUGACAAAGUGAAAGCUGAUGCCCAGGAAAAAGGUGACCUUGGACUGGUGGCAGAGACAAGCAGGAGCUCUCAGCGAACAAUGUUCACUCCAGCCAAACUGACAGUACCAGCCGUGUUUAGUAAACUGAGGGACAUAGCAGGAAUGUCCGGUAAUUCUGCUAUGGCGAAAAAGAUAGAGAAGAUUAAAGGCAUGUUUGUGGCGUGUCGGCAGUGUGAGGCUCGCUACCUGAUUCGCUCCCUCGGAGGAAAACUCAGAAUCGGUCUAGCAGAACAGAGUGUGUUAACAGCCCUGGGAAAUGCAGUUUUCAGGACACCUCCAGGUCAAGAUUUUCCACCAGAAGUGUUAGAUGCUGGAAAAGGCCUGGGUGCUGAUUCCCUUAAAAAGAAAAUGGAGGAAUGUGCUCUCAUAAUCAAAUCAACCUACUGUGAAUGUCCAAGUUACGACGCUAUUAUACCGGCCUUGAUUAAGUAUGGUAUACAAGAGUUACCAAACCACUGCAAACUGACCCCAGGUGUUCCUUUGAAGCCAAUGUUAGCUCAUCCUACCAAAGGAGUUAGUGAGGUUUUCAAACGGUUUGAUGAGGCGGACUUUACCUGUGAAUAUAAAUAUGAUGGAGAAAGAGCACAGAUACACAUCCUUGAGAACGGUGAUGUUCACAUCUACAGCAGAAACUCGGAGAACAAUACCAGUAAAUACCCAGACAUCAUCGCUCGGAUCCCGAAGGUGAAGGCCGAUACUGUAACCUCCUGUGUUAUCGACUCAGAAGCUGUCGCGUGGGAUGCAGAGAAAAAACAGAUCCAACCAUUCCAAGUCCUCAGCCACAGGAAACGGAAGGAUGCUGAUGCCUCGAAUAUUAAGAUCCAGGUGUGUGUGUAUGCAUUUGACCUUUUGUACCUCAACGGAAAAUCUCUGGUGAAGGAGCCUUUCAGGAAGAGGCGAGAACUUCUCCACUCGUCAUUCAGGGAAGUCGAGGGAGAAUUUGUGUUUGCCAAAUCCAUGAUUUCAUCCAACACAGAUGAGAUUGCCGAAUUUCUGGAUGACUCCAUUAAAGGAAACUGUGAGGGUCUUAUGGUGAAAACCCUAGACGUAGAUGCUACGUAUGAAAUUGCCAAGAGGUCUCACAAUUGGUUGAAGUUGAAGAAGGAUUACUUGGAUGGGGUGGGAGACACAUUGGAUCUGCUCGUGAUGGGAGGUUUUCUGGGGACAGGAAAGAGAACUGGACGCUACGGAGGAUUCCUCCUGGCCUGUUACGAUGAGGAGAAUGAAGAGUUCCAAUCCAUAUGCAAGAUUGGGACAGGCUUCACCGAUGCAUCCCUAGAGACACAUGCUAGUUUCUUCAAGGACCAUGUGACGGAGAAGCCAAAGCCGUAUUACCGGUAUGAUUCCUCGGUGGAACCGGACCACUGGUUUGAUGCGGUGCAGGUUUGGGAGGUGAAGUGUGCCGACCUCUCCAUCUCGCCCACACACAUGGCUGCAGCUGGAAUUGUGGAUCCAGAGAAAGGUAUAUCCCUGAGGUUUCCCCGAUUUUUGCGAAUUAGAGAUGACAAGAAACCGGAGGAGGCAACUUCAGCUUCACAGGUGGCAGAAUUGUAUAAAAAUCAGCAACAAAUUCAAAAUCAACAAAAAUCAGAGAAAGAGGAAGUUGAGGACUUUUAUUGAUUAUGGUACUUUCAUAAUAGACUAUUUAAAAUUGUAUUGUAACUUAUUUCCCAUACCAGCAAUAAAUUUUUACACCAGAAAA
Molecule: messenger RNA, 1766 nt
Organism: Ostrea edulis (European flat oyster)
Lineage: Eukaryota; Metazoa; Mollusca; Bivalvia; Ostreida; Ostreidae
Product: DNA ligase 1-like
Exons: 13
Coding region: 5-1684 (559 amino acids)
Biological process (GO): Okazaki fragment processing involved in mitotic DNA replication; DNA biosynthetic process; DNA recombination
Cellular component (GO): mitochondrion; nucleus
Molecular function (GO): ATP binding; DNA binding; DNA ligase (ATP) activity
Source: RefSeq, a predicted model, not a curated record